AUGCACUUCCCGAACUUCAUCAAGCUAUCCACCUGCCUUGGCGUAAUCGCCUUGGCUAUGUUGCAAAACAAGGCUUGGGGGGCCAAUGCUGUGCCGGUGGUUCAACCGGAUCCCAUGGAUCGUAGCACGGUCACAGCAUGGUCGGGCCAGAUCAUGGGUAAGAUGAAUGCCCUUGGCUCGCCUCCUAGCCGAAUGGAUGUUGCAACCGUUCCCUUGGGCCAGAUGAGGAGCCUGGCUGACCGUGUCAGGAACGAGCUUCGAGAGCGGUCCGGCGAUCGCCAUCUGCUCUACCUUGGGCCUUCCUCCCGGGGUCACAUGUACGCCUUCCCACUGACCAGAACCGAGCAUGGACUUCGCCUUGUAACCGGUCCUCCUGAUCGCUACAGCCAGAUGGCUUUGAUCUCCGUCUCUCCUCGCGGCCAUGGAGAACGCUCGAUCUACCUCCACGACAUUGUUGGUGCUUGGAUUCCGAACAAGAACAUCAUGUAUCAGAACCUGAUGGGAGCCAACGCUUACCACUAUUCGUCGGCCUCGAUGGUCCGACGGGCCGAUCUCAUUGUGGCGUCCGGCAGAUUAAAGUCAAUGUCGUUUCGACCGGUCGAAGUCGACAUCCCGUUCAUGCAGCCCACACCGCCGGUCCUGAUCUGGCUGCCGCUUCCGCAUCUCGACUCUCUCGCCAACGCAUGUGUGUACUGCGGCAUUGUCGUCCCCAACUCUCUCAGUUACCUGGAGUCAGGCCAAGAUCGCAAGCUGGAGGCGCUUUCGCACGCUUCUCAUUUGCAGAGCUUUCCCACGCCAGGCUUCAUGAAAGCGACCUCGAGUGACCUGCGUCUAACCAUCUUUGAGCAGCUUUCUCCUGAUCAACGGCUCAAUCGGUCGAGGUGGCUCAUCAUGAGGAUCAAGAGCGCGCGUCUACUGUUGGCCAUGCCACGCCUUCUGAGCCUCGUGCUCGUUGCGACUUACCUGCUCAACGAGCCUGUUCUCGCAGCAGGUGAUGACGAGAAAGGUAAAGGACUCGAACCUUCAAGCUUCAUCUUCGAGUCUUCUGGUCCAGCUCGACUAUCUGGAGCUUCUUCUGUGCCUCGCAGGCGAAGCCGACUUUCAGCUAUGGGAUCACCCUCAACUCCAGGCUCGUCCUCAAAUCCUGGCUUCGUCUCGCACCCUGGCUCGUCCUCGAACCCUGGCUCUUCCUCGGCUCCUGGCAUGUCGUCGGAUCCUCUUGUCGUCUCUGAUCCUGCCCAAGCUGCACCUCCCCCGACAAUUCCCGAGAUCGAAAUCGUACCCCCUUCCGUCCACUUUCCGCCGUUCAUUAACAUCGUUCCUAUCCCGGAACACGAGCCCUGGCACAUGUAUCGCCAGUUCAGGUACAGACUCGCUCAGCUCGACAUCGACCACCGAAGCCUGGCUCUGCUCAACCCUCGUGCCGAUUUUGUUGGGGACCAUCGCACAAUGUUGAGGGACCAACUUCAGGCUCAAGUCGACUUGAAGCACGCGCUCGUCUUGACACCAACUAUCGAUCACGGGGGUAGAGUCUAUGCGGUGCCGAUCUUUCGCGACUCGGUCAAAGAGGCGCUGAUUGGAUCGAAGAGCCACCAGAACGUGGGAUGGGCUUUGAUCGGUAUUUGGCCGGGUAGGCAGACAUCCGUCGCUUGGUUUGGAUAUGCUCUCCUGGACGUCAGGGGUCGAGCAUCUUUGAUUCAGAAACUCCAGGACUCUGUCAAGGUGAAAGUUCUGGCGGACCUGUUGAGGCCUAUACCGGUAUGA
Molecule: messenger RNA, 1764 nt
Organism: Moesziomyces aphidis
Lineage: Eukaryota; Fungi; Basidiomycota; Ustilaginomycetes; Ustilaginales; Ustilaginaceae
Source: the annotation of a GenBank genome assembly